AUGGAGCUGAAGAGAGGAAGGACCUUCAUCAAAUCCAGCCUGCAGACUUCCCAUGAGAAACCUGCAGACCCAGUAGUCCCUGCCCCUGCCAGGGGGGAUGCAGGCCCCUGGUCAGUCCCCCUGGGAGGACAGCAGAGGCCCCACAGUGAAAAAACCCCCCAGAGCAGUCUCAGAGCCCAAGACUAUGACAGAUGCUCCAACCAGGGGGCACAGCCAGACCCUGAGGGGGGUCCUGCCACCCCCUGUGGGGCCACCUUUAAGCUGGUACGAAAGAGCAAGACUCACGACAGUGUGCUAGGGGCUGGCAGAGCAACAGCCACCACCGGACAGCUGGUGGGCAGUGCGAGCUUCCCGGGGCCCUCGAGCAGCCAGCGCAUGAUCGACUACCGGCACUUUGUGCCCCAGAUGCCAUUCGUGCCAGCUGUGGCCAAGAGCAUCCCAAGGAAGAGAAUUUCCCUGAAACGGCCCAAGAAGUGCUUUCGGAACCUCUUCCACAUUCGCAGAAACAAGACUGAGAACUUGGCGGCACUGGCAGAUAAGGAGAAGAGCAUGCCUUCACCUGGGGGCCCAUUGGACUCUGGAGGGAAGCGAGGGAAAGCCUUCCUCCCCCUGGGUGAGGGGCCAGGGCCAGACAGCCUGUGUCAGGACCUGUCUGACAGUGAGCUCCUGACCGACUCGUCCUUGGACCUCUGCAGGGUCCUAUGUGAGGAUGUGGCCUCCCUUCAAAGUUUCGACUCACUCACAGGCUGCGGGGAGAUCUUUGCUGACGAGAGCUCGGUGCCAUGCCUGGACCUGAAUGAAGGCCCAGAGAGCCCAGCUGGGGUGCCUCAGAACCUGGAUAGCAAGGUCUCCAGAGGUCCCUUCCAGGGUGGCGUAGAGCAGCUGGCAUCGCCUGCCCAAAAUGAGGCAUCCGACUUCAGCAAGUUCUGGGAGAGUGUGAACCGCUCGGUGAGGCAGCAGCAGCGUGCCCUGCUGGGCCCAUGGCCUGCAGCCACCCAGGGAACAGAUACAGACCGGCCCAGGCUGGAUGCAGCUAGGCUUGCCGAGCUGCCCCUGUGCAGAAAUCCCCUGAGUGGCUCCAAAGCUAGCUCUGUUGACACAGGUACUCCCAAGAGCGAGCAGCCGGAAUCUGUGUCCACGAGUGAUGAGGGCUACUACGAUUCCUUCUCACCAGGCCUUGAGGAGGACAGGAAGGAGGCCACAAGUCCGGGAACACCUGCAGCCCCCUUUCCACGGGACAGCUACAGCGGGGAUGCCCUCUACGAGCUCUUUCAUGACCCCAGCGAGGUCCCUGUCGGCUCCAGCCCAGACGAUGACCUGUGUGUGUCUGAGAGCCUGUCAGGGCCAGCCCUGGGGACGCCGCUGUCCAUAUGCAGCUUCCACAUGGGGGCCGAAGAGAACCUGGCCCCGGCUCCAGGCCCCGACCUGCUCAGCCAGGGCUUCCUGCAGAGUUCCUGGAAGGGCAAGGAGUGCCUGCUGAAGCUGUGCGAUACAGAGCUGGCUAUCACCAUGGGCAUCGUCAGCUGGCUCCGCCGGGGCCCUGGACCCCGAGCCCCACCUGCCCCUGUAGAGCCCACAGUCCCAACUGGUCCCCAGAAGGCCCCCAGGGGACCAGCAGAGAAGCUAGAGGGCAGGGGGCCCCAGGCCUCAGAAGCAGGAGGACCCCCAGUGUGCUCAGCACCCAGCAGGCAGGAGCUGUGGGCACGGUCAAGCACCAAGUGCCUGCCUCCCAGAGAGAGCCAGGUCCCAGGGAGCUCUGCACAGGGGCCAAGCACUCUGUCCAGGGACUGCUCUCUGGAGGAAGGGACACAAGGCCGUCCUGCAGGUUUGUUCUCCUCUGUGGGGUCUGCAGCUGCUGUGACAGCAGACACUCCCAGUACAAACAAGGCUCUAAGCCCCUCUACCUGGCCCAGCUCCCAGAAGGAGCCAAGGCCACCUGGGGAUCUGGGAUCUUUCCAAGGCCUCUGGAGGCCUGCUCACAGGGGAAACACGUUGGACACAGAGCCCAUGUUGACAGGCUGUGUGGCCCGUGUGGCGGCCCUACAGAUCCACCCAGAUGGCCAACAACCAUCUGGACGGCUUCUAAGGCAAGACGUAGGCAGUGGGCUCUGCAGGCAGCCCCAGGCCAGGGGCCCUGGCAUUCUGCCACAGAAACAGCCCAGUAGCUGUUCCACCACAGCCAUCACCCGUGACCUGCCCUCUCUAGCCAGCACACAGAACCAGAGGCGUCGAGACUACACCUUGGACCUAAGCCGGCUCAGAGUGAAAUCUGCUGGGCUGAGUGUCCAGGCCAGUGCCUCUGUGGAGGACCAGGCCCCACAGCUCAGCAUGGGGGCUGUGGAGCAGGCAGCACAUGGUGGUCAGCCGGACUCUGAGCCCCACUCAGCUCCUGCUGCCUGGCACAGCCCCCAAGGCCUCCUGGCUUUGGACAGCCAGCGGGAGGUGGGGCCCUCAGCGAGUGCCCCAGAAUGUCGCUGCAGCCUCCUGGCCCGGGAAAGCCUCCUCUACAUCCAGCCCGAUAUGGGGGCCCCCAGACUAGCCAUGGCUGAGCCUCACCUGUAG
Messenger RNA from Otolemur garnettii (small-eared galago), 2562 nucleotides. It is a transcript of the gene AMER3, whose product is annotated as APC membrane recruitment protein 3. Gene Ontology annotation, biological process: regulation of canonical Wnt signaling pathway. Bases 1 to 2562 code for a protein of 853 amino acids. Lineage: Eukaryota; Metazoa; Chordata; Mammalia; Primates; Galagidae. Gene Ontology annotation, cellular component: plasma membrane. The record is from RefSeq and is a predicted model, not a curated record. The transcript has a single exon. Gene Ontology annotation, molecular function: phosphatidylinositol-4,5-bisphosphate binding; beta-catenin binding.